GGCACUCUCACACUCAACGCACACUCUUCCUUCGUUCCUCUUCCCAGCUGUUAAUCUCACUGGUCCGUCAUCUCUUACAAUGUUCGCUAAGAUCUUCCGGCGUUGCAAGGAGGAUUCGAGCUCCGUUUCUUCCUCUAGCAAGCUUCAGCAGGCAUUUGAAAAGCUUGAGAAGAAGGAGAUUAUUUUGCAAGAAAAGAUUGCUGUAGAGAUUGAGAGAGCCAAAGAAUUUACGAAGGCAAAAAAUAGACCUGCUGCACUGCAAUGCUUGGUGAGGAAGAAAUUUUAUGAAGAGCAAAUUGAGCAUCUUGGGAGCUUUCAAAUGCUUAUUCAUGACAAGGAGCAAAUGCUGCAGAAGAAAUCAUCUGUAAAUGGCAGUCAGCUUCAACGAAUUACUAGAAAUGUUAAUAGGAACUUUGAGAACAACAAUAUUCGUGCUACUUUGCACGCAACUUUGAACUCGAGUUAGUAUGAAGUGGUCUAUGCUGAAGUACAGUACUAACAUUAACUGAGACAGUAAGCGUUUACUUUCUAGUGUUCGUUAACAUGUACAUAGUCAACUAUCCUAUGACUGUAGAAAAAAUAGUAAAACAUGGCAUGUGUCUCUAUUAAUAAUUUUCAGUUCCUGAAUCUGUCAAGUUGGUUUGGGUGUUUCAGUUGAAUGA
Phalaenopsis equestris is the source of this 662-nucleotide messenger RNA. RefSeq names its product vacuolar protein sorting-associated protein 32 homolog 1-like. The record is from RefSeq and is a predicted model, not a curated record. Lineage: Eukaryota; Viridiplantae; Streptophyta; Magnoliopsida; Asparagales; Orchidaceae. Bases 80 to 466 code for a protein of 128 amino acids. Gene Ontology annotation, cellular component: multivesicular body; cytoplasmic side of plasma membrane; ESCRT III complex. Gene Ontology annotation, biological process: vesicle budding from membrane; late endosome to vacuole transport via multivesicular body sorting pathway. The transcript is spliced from 5 exons.